Molecule: messenger RNA, 1448 nt
Organism: Ipomoea triloba (trilobed morning glory)
Lineage: Eukaryota; Viridiplantae; Streptophyta; Magnoliopsida; Solanales; Convolvulaceae
Product: WAT1-related protein At3g02690, chloroplastic-like
Exons: 7
Coding region: 111-1235 (374 amino acids)
Cellular component (GO): membrane; chloroplast
Source: RefSeq, a predicted model, not a curated record
UCCAUGGCAGAUAUUUAUGAUUCCUUGCAGAUUUCUUCAUGCCCACCUCUAUAUUACAACUCGGUGCAAUAUAUAUCAAUGAAUUGAAGUAAACUACUCCGAUCCCUGAAAUGGCGUGGAACACAUCUUCUUCUUCUUCUUCGUCCCCUGGCUUCUGGUCUCUCUUCACCAGAAUUUUCUGCAGAAAAGCUUCGUAUCUUCUCCCGCCAUGCACGAAGGCGUCCUCAAUCGCCGGCGUGGACGUGGAGAGUCUGAUCGCGCGUUCAGAGGAGUACUCGGAGAUCCCGGAGCUGAAGAUGAGCCAAGAAGUGAUGGGGAGAAAUAUUAAUAAUAAUAAUGAAGUGUUUUGGGAAUGGGCGCUGCUGGUUUCGCCGUUCUUCUUCUGGGGCACGGCCAUGGUGGCGAUGAAGCAAGUUUUGCCCAAGACUGGGCCCUUCUUCGUCUCCGCAUUCCGGUUGAUUCCGGCGGGUUUGAUAUUGAUUUUCUUUGCCGCAUCCCGUGGCCGGAAGUUUCCUUCCGGAAUCGCUGCUUGGCUUUCCAUCGCAGUUUUUGCACUCGUCGAUGCUGCUUGCUUUCAGGGUUUUCUUGCUCAAGGGCUGGAGAGGACAUCAGCUGGCUUAGGCAGUGUGAUAAUAGAUUCACAGCCUCUAACUGUAUCUGUCCUUGCUGUGCUGUUAUUCGGCGAGUCGAUCGGGUUCAUAGGAGCUGCAGGGCUUGUGUUGGGGGUGAUAGGCCUUCUACUUCUUGAGGUACCUGUCUUGGUGCUUGAUGAUGGCAAGUUUUCAUUUUGGGGAAGUGGAGAGUGGUGGAUGCUUCUUGCUGCACAAUGCAUGGCAGUUGGCACAGUUAUGGUUCGUUGGGUAUCUAAGUACUGUGAUCCUAUCAUGGCUACUGGAUGGCACAUGGUUAUUGGUGGUCUGCCCCUAGUGGCUAUAUCUUUACUGAAUCAUGACCCUGCUCUUAAUGGGAGUUUUGUGGAGCUGACUUCUACUGAUCUUUUGGCACUACUUUAUACCUCGGUUUUUGGCAGUGCCAUUAGCUACGGUGUGUAUUUCUACAAUGCAACACGAGGCAGCCUGACAAAGCUUAGCUCUCUGACCUUCUUGACUCCUAUGUUUGCUUCCAUAUUCGGGUUCGUGUACCUCGGUGAGACCUUCACUCCUGUUCAAAUGGCGGGAGCAUUGGUAACUCUGGUUGGCAUAUACAUGGUUAAUUACAAAAGCUGUUACGAAUGAAGUGUUUACGGGGGAUAAUACUCAUGGCAGGAGGACCACGAGGAAGAAAUGUUGUUAGCGGAACAGAUCCAACCGGAGAUGUUUAUACUGUGUAUGAUAACAGUCGAGAGAAAAAUGCAGACAAAGCAAGAGUGACUAGGAAUUGAUAUGUAUGAAGACAAUGAUACACUUUAUUGCAGUCAAAUCCAUAAGCAAAACCAUAUUGUUGGCAAA